UUCAAGCACCUCCUCCUCCCCCGCCGGCCAACAACUCAGCCGCCGCAACCGCCACAUCAGCCAUGGGCGCCUGCGCAACCAAGCCCAAGACGCUUGAGGGGCAGGCCCCAGCUGAGGCCGCCGUCUCCACACCCAAGGUUGCGCCCGAGGCCACUCCAAUCUCCGUUGAGGUUGCGGCUGAUGAACAGGUAGCUGAGAAGGUGGUGGUGGAGGAGCCGGCUGCGGCGGCCGACGUUGAGCAUCAGAAGGCUAAUGAGGUGGUCGCUCCAGAGGCGGCCGUCGCCGAGCCCGAUCACAAGGAGGAGGAAGCCGUGGAGAAGACCGUCGUCGAGGAGGAGAAGCCAGCGGCAGCCGCCAAUGCAGAGGAAAAGGUCGCCACCGCCGCCGAGACCACGACGACGGUGGAGGCGAAGAAGAAGGACGUCGAGGAGGCCAGGAAGGAGAAGCAGGCGCAGCAAAGCUGACCGACUGUCCGUGCAUGCGCGUGCCAACUAAUAUAAUUAUUGGCUGAUGAUACCUGAUGAUCAGUGUGUGAUCGAGCAAGGAGACGACACUUGAAUUCUCUACAGUUGGCAUAGCGGCAUAGGUCGGGAGAGACACUCUCGACUGGCCACACCAUGUAACAAACUAACCUUCUUCGAUGUCUCCCAUUAUUUUCCUCCACGGAGUUCUUCUGAUGAAACAACAUGUUCUAAUUGGGCUUACUGUGGAUGUUGUCUCCAUUAUUAAUUAAUCGCUUUGCCAUGAAUUAUUAUUCA
Messenger RNA from Zea mays, 758 nucleotides. RefSeq lists its product as uncharacterized. NCBI's taxonomy places the organism in Eukaryota, Viridiplantae, Streptophyta, Magnoliopsida, Poales, Poaceae. The record is from RefSeq and is marked validated.